AUGCCCAAAGGAUUCCUGGUGAAAAGAAACAGGAAAUCUGCACAUGUUUCCUACCGGAGCCGGUCGGACGAGGAUGAGCUCCGGGAGCUGCCCACCCCGGCUGCCUUCCCCAGCCACACCAACCCCUCCCCGGCGUUCUGCUCGGCGGCCAGUCCGGACCGCGCCGCCGCCGUCCCGUUCUUCAUGGCCGCUGCGGCGCCGGUGCCGCGGCAGGAGAAGCCGGCCCAGUUCGGCCACCCGGAGGCGGCGUGCCAAGCCCUGUACAGCCCCACCCGGCCCGUCAGCCAGGAGCACGACAGCCGGGGGUAUUUCGAGCGAAGUUUCAAUCUGGGCUCGCCUAUUUCUGCCGAGUCAUUCCCGACCCCCGCCUCCCUCUCCGGCUUGGACCACCUCCUGUACGCCCCGGUGGACCUGAAGAUCGGCACCAGCAACAGCAGCCGCAGCGGCACCACCAGCAGCACCAGCAGCAGCAGCCUGCCGGCACCGAGCGGCCGGGCCGGGGCCAAGAGGACCGCGGAGGGCACGGAGCGCAAACCCAAACCCGCCCCAAAGAAACCCAAAGCCAUCCGGAAGCUCAACUUCGAGGACGAGAUGACGACUUCUCCCGUCCUGGGGCUCAAGAUCAAAGAGGGGCCGGUGGACGGGAAGCCGCGGGCGCCGCUGGGGGGGGCCCAGCAUCCUCUGGGGGAGUUCGUGUGCCAGCUGUGCAAGGAGGCGUACGCGGACCCCUUCUCCUUGGCCCAGCACAAGUGCUCCCGCAUCGUCCGGGUCGAGUACCGGUGUCCCGAGUGCGACAAGAUGUUCAGCUGCCCGGCCAACCUCGCGUCGCACCGCCGCUGGCACAAGCCCCGGACCACCGGAGCGCAGGUGGGCACGAAGGGUGAAACGGCCAAAGUCCCAGCGCUCGGUGUCAAGUCAGCAGCAACCGAGGAAGCCAAAGACAUGAGUGACAGAGACACCCCGAGUCCCGGUCUGUCCGAGUCCGGCUCGGAGGACGGCUCGUACGACUGCCAGUACUGCGGGAAGAGGUUCAAGCGUCAGGCGUACCUCAGGAAACACAUCGUGGGACACCAGGCGCUGCAGAAGAAAGCGAUGGAGGAGCACGGGUUCCCAGCCCCUGCAGAGCCGGUCCCGGUGCCACCUGCCUCCUCUCCUGCACCUCCACCUCCACCUCCACCACCACCACCAACACCCUCCUCCUCCUCCUCUUCAUCCUCCUCCUCCUGCUCAGAGGAAGCCUCAAACCAAAGUCCCCUCAACCUGAGCCCGGUGGACUGCCUGCUGUGCCCGGUGUGCGGGGAGGGCUUCACCAGCCGGGCGGGCCAGGAGCGGCACCUGCGCCUCAUGCACUCCUCCCAGAUCUACCCGUGCAAGUACUGCCCCGCCACCCUGUACAGCUCGCCGGGCCUCACCAGGCACAUAAACAAGUGCCACCCGUCGGAGAACAGGCAGGUGAUCCUGCUCCAGAUGCCGGUGCGCCCAGCCUGCUGA
Messenger RNA from Limanda limanda (common dab), 1491 nucleotides. It is a transcript of the gene insm1b, whose product is annotated as insulinoma-associated 1b. Gene Ontology annotation, cellular component: transcription repressor complex; nucleus. Gene Ontology annotation, molecular function: DNA-binding transcription repressor activity, RNA polymerase II-specific; RNA polymerase II cis-regulatory region sequence-specific DNA binding. Lineage: Eukaryota; Metazoa; Chordata; Actinopteri; Pleuronectiformes; Pleuronectidae. The transcript has a single exon. The coding region runs from base 1 to 1491 and encodes 496 amino acids. The record is from RefSeq and is a predicted model, not a curated record. Gene Ontology annotation, biological process: negative regulation of transcription by RNA polymerase II; neuron differentiation; regulation of cell cycle process.